Messenger RNA from Linum tenue, 1593 nucleotides. Lineage: Eukaryota; Viridiplantae; Streptophyta; Magnoliopsida; Malpighiales; Linaceae. The record is from the annotation of a GenBank genome assembly.
AUGCAAGAGCUCCGGCUCAAAGCCUCGGAGCUCCUCCUCCGAGAAGAGUGGCACGAUUCCGUACAAGUCUAUACCCAAUUCAUCACCCUCUGCCGAUCCCAUAUCGAGAAACACCCGCCGCCGCUGUGCAACUCCCCUCAUCUCACCAAGAUCCAGAGAUCCCUCUGUCUCGGCCUCUCAAAUCGAGCGGAGGCCCACUUCCGGCUGAGAGAUCCCGACAAAGCGCUCAGAGAUUGCAACCAAGCGCUGGAAAUCGAACCCACCCAUUACAAGUCUCUGCUCGGCAAAGGCAGGAUCUUAUUCGCCUUAAACAGGUACUCCGCCGCUUUGCUCUGCUUCAAAUCAGCUCUUCUGGAAGACCCACAAUCCAACGAAACCCUAAACGGGUACAUUGAGAAAUGUAAAAAGCUCGAGUCUUUAUCGAGAACCGGCGCUUUCGAUCUCACCGAUUGGAUUCUCAACGGGUUCCGGGGCAAGACGCCAGAGCUUGCAGAGUACGUGGGAGCGGUGAAGAUCAAAAGAUCCGAGGAGCUCAGUGGGAGAGGCCUUUUCGCUACCAAGAACAUGGAUGCAGGGACAUUGGUGUUGGUCACUAAAGCAAUCGCCACAGAGAGAUGCAUAUUAUCCAAUGAAGAAGAAGACUCCGCGGAGAACGCCCAAUUAGUAAUGUGGAAGAGUUUCAUCGACCAAGUCUCCGACUCUGCCGCAAAGUGCACCUGGAUUCGCCGGCUAAUUAGUACAUUAUCCCCAGGAGAUGACGAAGCCAGCCUUGAGAUCCCUGAAACAGAGCUCUUCAAGGGGGAGCUUACAGAGGAAUGCGGCGACUUGGAACCGGACCUGAGCUCCGACGACCUUCUCAACAUACUGGACGUUAACUCCCUGGUGGAAGACUCGGUGUCCGCCAAGGUUUUGGGGAAGAACAGCGAUUACUAUGGUGUUGGUUUGUGGGUCCUAGCUUCAUUCAUCAACCAUUCAUGCAUCCCAAACUCACGCAGGCUGCACGUUGGCGACUAUGUAAUGGUUCAUCUCUCCAAGGAUGUGAAAGCAGGAGAAGAGCUCACGUUCAGUUAUUUUGACGUGCUUCUGCCGUUAGAGAAGAGGAAGGAGAUGUCUCAGACAUGGGGGUUCAGUUGCCACUGCAGGAGAUGCAGGUUUGAAGAAGGGUUUUGGGCAGAUAAGCAAGAGCUGAAGGAGAUUGAGAUGAUGGGGCUAGGAAAGGGAAAAGGAAUGGUAGAUUUCGGGGGAGUGAUCUUCAGGAUAGAGGAAGCAAUGAAGAGAUGGAACGUGAGAGGGAGAGAGAAGGGCUAUUUGAGAGCGUCGUUUUGGGGUGUUUAUGAAGACGGUUAUGCGUCAGUGAAGAGGUGGGGGAGACGAAUCCCGGCAAGUGAUGUGGUGGUGGAGAGUGUUGCAGAAGCUGUGGGAAGUGACGAGAGGCUGUUGAAGGUUUUGAUGCGAGAUAUGACGAACAUGAGUGGAGUAUUGGAGAUUGAGAGAGCCAUGAAGCUCGGGAAGGGGGUGUAUGGGAAAGUUGUGAAGAAAAAAUUACUUAGAUCACUGAUUGGUGUUGAAAUUCAAGAACAGAAGGUAUAUUGA